Cadophora gregata is the source of this 693-nucleotide messenger RNA. RefSeq names its product V-ATPase V1 sector subunit E (gene VMA4). Lineage: Eukaryota; Fungi; Ascomycota; Leotiomycetes; Helotiales; Ploettnerulaceae. Gene Ontology annotation, biological process: proton transmembrane transport. The record is from RefSeq and is a predicted model, not a curated record. Gene Ontology annotation, cellular component: proton-transporting two-sector ATPase complex, catalytic domain. The transcript is spliced from 3 exons. Gene Ontology annotation, molecular function: proton-transporting ATPase activity, rotational mechanism. Bases 1 to 693 code for a protein of 230 amino acids.
AUGUCACAAUCCCACGCUCUCUCGGACGACCAGGUCGGCCAGGAGCUGAAGAAGAUGACAGCCUUCAUCAAGCAAGAAGCCAUGGAGAAAGGCCGUGAAAUCGAGAUAAAAGCCGACGAAGAAUUCGCCAUCGAGAAGUCCAAGCUUGUCCGCCAGGAAACCGCCGCCAUCGACACAACAUACGAGAAGAAGUUCAAGACAGCCCAGAUGUCGCAGCAGAUCACGCGCUCAACUGUUGCCAACAAGACACGCCUAAAGGUUCUCUCUGCCCGCCAGGAGCUCCUCGAUACUAUUUUUGAAGCUGCGCAGAAGAAGUUGGGAGAGCAGACGAAGGACAAGGGAAAGUAUCAGACUGUUUUGAAGGGGUUACUGCUAGAGGGUUUCUAUGCGUUGAAUGAGGAGAAGUUAGUGGUUAGGGCGAGGAAGGCGGAUAAGGAUGUGGUUGGGAAGGCAAUUAAGGAUGCCGAGAAGGAGUAUAAGGAGAAGACGAAGAAGGAUAUCAGUGCGAGCAUUGAUGAGUCGAAUCCGUUGCCUGAUGGAUGCACCGGAGGUGUCUCGAUUGUUGGCGGCAAUGGCAAGAUUGAAAUCACCAAUACCUUUGACGAGCGGCUGAAGCUGCUAGAGGACGUGGCUCUGCCCUCUAUCCGAACCAAGCUGUUCGGACCCAACGAGAACAGGAAGUUCUAUGAAUAG